AUGGGGCCUCAUAACAACUGCUACGGAAUAAAGGUUAGUCAGUCUAAUUCUGGUUAUGUUAAGAAAGACGCUUACGGGAAGCCCUUCAAUUUCGAGGAGCUCAAGAAGGACUACUUUAUAUAUAGGACUAAGCGCGGUGUGGCCGUCGACGAACGACGUGCCGUCGCUCUGGAUUACGAGAUAGGCGAGAGUGAGCUUAUUCAAAUAGCUAUAAUUAACUUCUUCACCGGAGAGAUCCUCGUGGAUUCCUUAGUCUGGCCCGAUGUUAAGAUGAGAUAUCUAUUAAGCCGCCACUUAGGCGUCACCUAG
Messenger RNA from Penicillium atrosanguineum, 309 nucleotides. RefSeq lists its product as uncharacterized. The coding region runs from base 1 to 309 and encodes 102 amino acids. Lineage: Eukaryota; Fungi; Ascomycota; Eurotiomycetes; Eurotiales; Aspergillaceae. The transcript has 3 exons. The record is from RefSeq and is a predicted model, not a curated record. Gene Ontology annotation, molecular function: nucleic acid binding.